Stegodyphus dumicola is the source of this 1681-nucleotide messenger RNA. RefSeq lists its product as uncharacterized. The record is from RefSeq and is a predicted model, not a curated record. Gene Ontology annotation, biological process: double-strand break repair via homologous recombination; resolution of meiotic recombination intermediates. Gene Ontology annotation, cellular component: cytoplasm; nucleoplasm. Lineage: Eukaryota; Metazoa; Arthropoda; Arachnida; Araneae; Eresidae. Gene Ontology annotation, molecular function: DNA endonuclease activity; protein binding.
CGUUUGUAAACAAAUAAAUAAUCACGCCGUGAUAUGGUGUAUCAAAUCUUAACUUUUGAUCUUUCCAGGUUAAAUAAUUAAAGCAAUGGCAGAAUUUCUUGAAGCGAUAUUUAACUGUGAUAUAAAAAAACUAAAGAACCUCUUUGACAAUGGUUAUGACAUUAACUGCACAAUACCUGGUACAGAUGGUUGUACACCUUUACACAUUGCAGUUGGCAUUGAAAUUCCUCAAGGGAAAGAACAGAUGCUUUCUUAUUUGUUAGAAAUGGGAGCAGAUCCCAAUGCCAGGUCACAUGAUGCACUAACUCCAGUGCAUAUAGCAGCAAUGUGGAACAAUUGCCAAGAGUUAGAACUGCUGUUGAAAAGAAGAGGAAAUCCAUGGUUAACAGAUAAUGAAAACAAAAAUUCAUUUGAUUUAGCAAUAGAUAAUAAUGCUUAUGAAGCGUAUCAAUUAUUAAACAAGUAUCUUUCAGAAGAUAAGUUAAAUUUCAACACCAAAAAGAAUUCAAAUAAUAAUGCUGUGCCACCACAUUUUAACAAAAGUUUAAGAAAUGAAAAAGUGGAAUGUAAAUCAAAGGGUCCUUAUUUUUGUACAGCUAAUGAUAACUUUCCCUUGUUAUUGAGUUCAACUGAAGAUGACAGUGACUUUGCAAUUAAUGUCAGUAAAUUCUUAAAACGAAAAACAAUGGUAAAGUUAGGAAGUGAAGGUAAUAAGUUAGGACACAAAGAGACUGAAAAAAUAGAUAGUCUAGAAAAUCAUACUUCAGACAUUAGAAACAAAAUUAAUACUUCACUGGGUAGUUAUGGAAAAUUAAGUGAAGCCUCAUGUAUGGAGAUUGAAAAUUCAGAUACCUCAGUAAUAAAUGACUUUGAAGCUUCACUUGUGGAAAUUGAAAAUUCAGAUACUUCAGUAAUAAAUUACUUUUCUGAAAAUGAUUCCUCUGAAACAAUUAUUCCAAGUGACUGUGAAAGUGAUAUAGUUUUAGUUGAAAAAUAUGUGGAUAUUUCUUCUCUGAGAGAUUCCAUUAAAAAUGCAGAUGUCUCUACUUGUAGUAUGGCAAGUGAUUGGAAAGCCUGCCAAACUAGUAGCAGUAAAAUUUUAUCUCAAAGUAACUGUUUAUCACAUUCUACAUCAGCAUUUCAAAUAGCUCCUGAACUUGAAAAAUAUAGCAAUUCAAAAAUAUUCCAAGAACUGAAAAUCCUAGGUGAUGACCCUGGUCCAGUGUUGGAUCACACAAGACAAGUAUAUCUACGUCGACUGACUAUGCUUAAAUCUGGUUGUAAAGAGAAAUGCAAUUUACCUAAACCAAAAUACUGCCCAGAGAUGUAUUUUUUUAUGGAAGGCACACUUGAUAUAAUUCGAAUUCAAAACAUGGAAAAUAUUCUGGCACAAGAAUUUGAUGAUUCUCAUUCAGAAAAGAAAUGGCGAGAAGGAAAUCAAAGAUGCUGUUUCAAUUAUUUUUUACUGGAUCCUCGAGUAACACAAAAUCUUCCAAACAGAUCACUUCAUCUACCACCUGAGAAAUCUUUUCUCAUUUUUAUUGACUCACUAUUUUAUGUUGGAAAAGGUACUAGAGGAAGACCUUAUAGCCAUCUCUUUGAAGCAGCUAAAGCAAUGACUAAUCCAAGUUUGGUAAGGAAAAAUAAAGUACUUAUUGCAAUAUAAAUAAGAAAAGCAAUU